AGUCUUCUCUGCAGACACCAGCCUGGUGUCCUCCUUCAUCCCAGGCUGCCAGGCUAGGCAGGGGGCAGCGGCUGCCCUGGUCCUCACAGCCCUGGCUGCGGGGCUGGUGACAGCCAGAUCCUCAUGCUUCUGUGACCAGAGCGCUGCCUUCAGACACCUCUCUGCUGGCGUGUUCCUGGGUCCAUGAUGGAAGAAGGAAAAGUAUUUUUAAAAGACAAUCUAAAGCUCACACUGUGACUACAACAUAAAAUGUGUUCACCUGAGGAGACUGCUUUCACCGUGAGUGUGUCACAGAUGGUAGAAACCUCAGAAGGCCACAGUCCAGAGUAGGGGCUCAAUGCAAUGCAAGCUGCUGGAACUGAAUAAAGGUGAAGGUAGGAAGACAGAGAAAGCAGGAAGCUGCGACAGCAGGAAGCUGUGAUGGGGGCAGGUCUCUGAUGGUUCUGGUUUCCUGGGCACCUAGAAUAAGUGUGUCAUCAUUUGUUCUGAAGCUGACUUCUCUGAGCUGGAUGGCACCCUGGACAUCAACCAGCCCUUCACCUUCACGUCACACAGGAGGGACACUGGUCCACAGAGAGGAUGCCUGCUCUGGUCACCAGCUGGAGAGUGGCAGACCUUGGGUACCUGACCUUUGGACUCUGCCACGCAGAGCACUUCCUCAGUCCCUCCUGCUGCCCCUGGCAGGGUGGAGCUGGCAGGGAGACCCUGUGCACUUGGCUGGCGGCGCGCUGGACGUCCAGGGUGCCCUCGGGGCGGCCGGGGCAGAACACGGCCUUGUGCACCUCCACGGCUGGGCUGUGCGGCGCGAGGACUCUGCUGAGCAGGCCUCCAUGCGGCGGCGCGCCUCGGCCUCCUCCUCCUGCCGCGGCUGCACCACGAUCCCCACGAGCGCGGCGGGCGGACGUCGGUCCCGGGCGUGCUGCUGUUGCAGGAGCAGCUGCAGCCGCGGCAGCUGCGUGAGGAGCGCAGCCGCGCGGCACAACACCAGGAGCAGCUGCGCGCCCGGCUCAGGCGGGUGCUGCGGCGCCCCGCGUGCAGACGCUGUGUCCUCUGCUGCGGAGGUGGGGGUCCCAGGAGGAGCCCCAGGCGCCUCGCGCGGGUCCUCGGCCUUGGGCUCGGAGCGCCGCGACUUCUUGGUGAAGCGCUUGGACUUCGUGGCCGGGCAGUCGUCGCAGUUCAUGGAGCUGUCGCCCGAGCGCUUGGGCCACCGUGCGGUGCAGUUGCUGGCGCUGGUGUGGCCGCUCAUGGCUCGGGCGGACGAGGGCCCGGGGAGCUGAUCAGCUGCGGCGUCUCCUGGAAAGCUCUGCAGGCUCAGACCGUCCUCAUCCUGCUUCCAGAGCUCGCUGAUCAGCAGCACCUGGCCGUGGCCCUCGACAGACUGGGCCGGGGCCUGUGGCUGCGCCUCCGCCUUCCUCUCCUGGGGUGCCCUGCAGGGCUGGGCCCCAGGCCGCUGCUCCAUGUCCGGCCCGACACCCUCGCCCCUCUGGGCUCGGGCUUCCGUUGGGAGGGAAAAGCUGCCCUUCUCCGGAGCAUGUCACAAUACCCCUGAGCCCUACCUUUUCCUGUCGUGGCCAAGCACCUCCGCCCCGCUAUUCCUUGGAAAUCUAAUAUAUAGGAAGUUGCUGCUGGACGCUGGUAUAA
Messenger RNA from Pan troglodytes (chimpanzee), 1641 nucleotides. RefSeq lists its product as uncharacterized. NCBI's taxonomy places the organism in Eukaryota, Metazoa, Chordata, Mammalia, Primates, Hominidae. The record is from RefSeq and is marked predicted.